UCUAGCUGUGCUUGUUUAAGUGGUGCUCCAAUCCAAGGGAUCAAGUGCUAACUAAAUUGAUGGCGACCAAGUCUCCGGGCACAGCCGCGGAACCUCCCUCUUCCUCCGCCGAAACACCUCCACCUCCACCUCCACCUCUGCCUCUGCCUCCGCCUCCGCCUCCUCCUCCUGCGAAUCAACCACCGCCACCGCCGGCGAAGCCUGAGGUCCCAUUGUCCGAUUCCAAAGAGGCUAACCUAAUCCUAAUCCCCAGCCACUCCAGGUGGUUCUCAUGGGAUUCUAUUCACCAAUGCGAGGUCCGUCACCUCCCGGAGUUUUUCGAUUCAGGUUCUUCCUCCUCCAAGAACCCUAGGGUUUACAAGUACUACAGGAAUUCCAUCAUCAAGUAUUUCAGAUACAAUCCCACCAGAAAAAUCACCUUCACCGAUGUUCGGAAAACGCUUGUCGGAGACGUUGGUUCAAUCAGAAGAGUGUUUGAUUUCCUCGAAGCUUGGGGUUUGAUCAAUUACCAGCUAUCUUCGGCGUCGAGCAAGCCCUUGAAGUGGGACGACAAAGAGAGCAAACCCGAUUCUGCAUCCAAUCUGAACGAAUCUUCGGUUCCUACCCGAGAGACCACUAAGAGAGUCUGCAGUGGCUGCAAAGCGGUGUGUACCAUUGCUUGCUUUGCUUGUGAUAAGUAUGAUUUGACUCUGUGUGCGAGAUGUUAUGUUCGGGGCAAUUAUCGAGUUGGUGUGAGUUCUUCAGAUUUUAAGCGAGUGGAGAUAAGUGAGGAGACAAAGACGGAUUGGUCUGAAAAGGAAACUAUGAAUCUCUUGGAAGCCAUUACGCAUUUUGGUGAUGAUUGGAAGAGGGUUUCUCAGCAUGUUGUUGGCAGGACUGAGAGGGAAUGCGUUGCUCACUUUUUGAAGCUUCCUUUUGGGGACCAAUUCCUACAGUAUCAACACUCUGGCGUGAGUGCUGAUAUUGCUAAUAAUCAAUUAAAGAAGAAUGCUGAUGCUGAAUGUGAAUUGGAAACUGUUGGUUCAGCAGAACCUAGUAAAAGAAUGCGUCUCACACCUCUCGCCGAUGCAAGCAAUCCUAUUAUGGCUCAGGCUGCUUUCCUGUCUGCUUUGGCAGGUUCAGAGGUUGCACAAGUUGCUGCUCAAGCUGCAGUGACAACUCUGUCCGAGGUUUACAAAACAACUGGAAUAAACUACGGGUCACUUCCAAGGAAUACAUUGCUGCAAGACGGUGCUGGUAUUGCAUCUAACGGGGGUAAUACUUUAGAUUCAUUUCAAGGAUCUCGAUUGCAUGCAAAUAUACAUCUUGAGAAGGAAGAAUCAGAUACGGAAAAAGCAAUUUCUGAGAUUAUAGAAGUUCAGAUGAAAAAUAUCCAAGACAAGCUUGUUCAUUUUGAAGAUUUAGACCUGCUGAUGGAAAAAGAACGCCAGCAGUUGGAGCAAAUGAAGAACAUGUUUUUCAUUGAUCAGCUUACUCUUUUAUUUCAUAAACCAUCUGCACCAAAAAUCAGAGAAUGCCCAGAAGGAAAUAAUGUAAAAACGAACUGAUGACUGACGACUUUUAAUUAGCUACUGAUCUUAGGUUUAGCGAGUGUAUUCAAUUUUCAUUUUCAAUUAUCCAGCACUCUGUUUGCUUUGGCUGGGAAGCUUCUGGAUAAUUGUUCAGUAUUAUAUGUAAUAUAAUCAAUUGCUUACUCAAUUCUGAGUUAGGGUGGUGCUGAGAGUUUUUUUUUGUUCUUAAAA
Molecule: messenger RNA, 1742 nt
Organism: Gastrolobium bilobum
Lineage: Eukaryota; Viridiplantae; Streptophyta; Magnoliopsida; Fabales; Fabaceae
Product: SWI/SNF complex subunit SWI3B
Exons: 5
Coding region: 60-1547 (495 amino acids)
Molecular function (GO): protein binding
Source: RefSeq, a predicted model, not a curated record